AAUCGAGGUCAUUUGGAGAAGGGGGUUUUCCAAUGUCGAAGAAAUGCACGUGUGUGCAAUGUCACGUAGAAAUAUCACUGGUCUGACGUGGUCUGUGUUUUCUAGGCUCGUAGGAGCAAACAGAUUAGGAAGAAGAAGACAUGAUUUGAGUCGAGGAUUAUGUACACAGGAACCACUAGAUCUGAAGGAAUUGUUUAUGCGACACUUGACGACUCGGAUCAAGGCCAAUGGUCCUCUCACUGUUGCAGAGUACAUGAAAGAAGUCCUAAUUAACCCUGUCACUGGUUACUACAUUAACAAUGAGGUGUUUGGACACAGUGGGGACUACAUCACAUCACCAGAAAUUAGCCAAAUGUUUGGAGAGUUGAUAGGCAUCUGGUGUGUGUACGAAUGGCAGCAAAUGGGUAAGCCAGACAAGCUACAGAUCGUGGAGCUGGGACCAGGCAGAGGUACCCUGGCAGCUGACAUGAUGAGGGUUUUUUCACAAUUUCAAGAAUUCAACAAAGCGGUAACCCUGCAUUUGGUGGAGGUCAGUCCAAAGAUGAUUCAACUUCAAUCACAGGCUCUCACAGGGAGUACGACCCCUGACGACACAGUAGCAGAGUACCAGAGUCAGAAAACCAAAUUUGGACCGGAUGUGCAUUGGCAUCGGUUCCUGGACCAGGUUCCUAAGGAGCGCUCCUGUUUCAUCGCUCACGAGUUCUUUGACGUGUUACCUAUAUAUAAAUUUCAGAAGAAAGAUGGUGAAUGGAAUGAGGUUAUGGUGGAUAUCCAAGAAGGAGGAGGUCUACGUUUUAUCAUGUCAAGAGGACCAACCACCAAUGCUAAGGCAUUUCUCACUCAUAUGACAGACUCUGAUGAGAGAGACCAUGUAGAAGUGAGCCCAGAAAGUGGGAACCUAGUCCAGAAAAUGUCGCAGAGGAUCAGCGAUCAUGGAGGGCGAGCUAUGAUUAUAGACUAUGGCCAUGAUGGAACAAAGACAGACACAUUUAGGGGUUUUAAAGAUCACAAGUUGUAUGACCCGUUGCAGAACCCGGGCUCUGCUGACCUCACUGCUGAUGUGGACUUUGCUUAUCUCAAGCAUUGUUGUGGGGAUAAAGUGAAAACAUUUGGACCAGUGACACAGAACAAUUUUCUGAAUGGAAUGGGGAUUGGAGUACGUCUGCAGGUGCUGCUAAAGAAUGCAGAUGAUAAAACCAGAAAGGCUUUGUUGGAGAGUGUUAAACGGCUGAUGCAUCCCCAGGAGAUGGGGGAUGCAUUCAAAUUCCUGGCCAUUGCCCCCAAGGACGUGGACUAUGUACCUCCAGGGUUUACACCAAUGACGGCCCACACAGAGCAAAAAUCGUGAUCAAUGGAGAGAUUAAGUGUUCACAAUCAAGCUAUGAAAUGAACUUUUUUCACUAUGUUUGAAGGAAUAAACUUUGAUUUGUUUUAGCAUUAGUGGUCCAUAUUUUGUUUGAACUAUUUAGGUGACUAAAGAAACCCACCGUAUCAGUUCUGGGAACACUGGAUUAAUACAGUUUCUUUGAUUAUGUACAAAUGAAUGAAGUGCUUGCAUGUAAUAGUUUAAAGCUAUGUUACGAAGUGAUAUGCAAAUUUUACAUCAGAUGUAUAACUGUUCGUUUGUUACAAAGUACAUUUUUAAAAGAGGCCUACGGGCUGCAUUGCUCACUGAACAGUUGAAUCUCUCCCCUGGAGUAAAAAUGCAAUUUCCCAUUCCUAUUGUGGCCCAACCAUUAUCCGUGGUCAUGGUGUACACAAACUUGAAUCUACACUGCAUGAAGAUGCUUGCAUGUUUAAUGAAUUGUGGCUUUUGACAUGCUUUUUAAAGAAAUAUUUAAAUCUUUACUUGUAAAUUAACAAAUUUUGCCAAUAAACUCAGAAACACUUG
This is a messenger RNA of Ostrea edulis (European flat oyster), 1891 nucleotides long. RefSeq names its product protein arginine methyltransferase NDUFAF7, mitochondrial-like. The transcript has 10 exons. The coding region runs from base 44 to 1348 and encodes 434 amino acids. NCBI's taxonomy places the organism in Eukaryota, Metazoa, Mollusca, Bivalvia, Ostreida, Ostreidae. Gene Ontology annotation, biological process: mitochondrial respiratory chain complex I assembly. The record is from RefSeq and is a predicted model, not a curated record. Gene Ontology annotation, cellular component: mitochondrion. Gene Ontology annotation, molecular function: protein-arginine omega-N symmetric methyltransferase activity.